CAUUUACAGAUUUCCAGCAACAAAAUUGUUGACUACAGCGAUCAUCUUCUCGAUUAGGAGGUAUUGAAAUCAAAUUUUAAAAGCACUUUACAGUUAAUUUUGAUCGUUCUUGUCUUAUUGUCAUCUCUUAAAUUUUUGAAACAAAUAAAUCUAAGGUUAUGACCGUGAUAAUGACACUAAGUGAAUCAUUAUAAAAUCGUAACUUUCCAUCGCAUUUUCAUCCUCGAAGGUAUUUCACGACAGAGAUCACACAUAAAUUUGAAUCUCCCUCCAAAUUUUAGUUCUAACUGCUCAGUGCAGAUGACCUACAAGUCGAUUUCCUCUUCGCGACUCGCGUAGAUGAAGUUAACGUAAGCGUGGCUAAUCAAGGUACAAAAAGAAAGAUGAGCAGCUCAGAGGAGGUAUCAUGGAUCUCAUGGUUCUGCGGGCUGAGAGGAAACGAAUUUUUCUGCGAGGUGGACGAGGAUUAUAUUCAGGACAAAUUCAAUUUGACGGGAUUGAACGAGCAAGUGCCACAUUACAGACAAGCCUUGGAUAUGAUUCUGGACUUGGAACCAGAUGAUGAACUAGAUGACAACCCUAACCAAUCGGAUUUAAUAGAACAAGCAGCAGAAAUGCUCUAUGGACUUAUACAUGCUAGGUAUAUUUUAACAAAUCGUGGUAUAGCUCAGAUGAUUGAGAAGUACCAGUCUGGGGAUUUUGGGUACUGUCCCAGAGUAUAUUGUGAAUCACAACCCUUGUUACCUUUAGGUUUAUCUGAUGUGCCUGGUGAAGCAAUGGUGAAAUCUUACUGUCCCAAAUGCAUGGAUGUGUACACUCCAAAGUCCUCCAGGCAUCACCAUACAGAUGGAGCAUAUUUUGGGACUGGUUUUCCCCAUAUGCUGUUCAUGGUGCAUCCAGAAUAUAGACCAAAACGUCCAACAAAUCAGUUUGUUCCUAGGUUAUUUGGUUUCAAAAUACAUCCCCUGGCAUAUCAGCUUCAACAGCAGUCUGCUUCCACAUUUAAAACUCCUCUGAGAAGUUUGAAUUUCAACAAUGGCAAACGUUAAAAGUGUUAUGGGCAUGAAUAAAACAAAUUGUAAUCAAUUGAAGGAAAAUGCAGUAGUUUAAAUGUGUUCAGAAGAAAUUUCAUUUCUCAUUUCAUUUAUCAUUUAGUGAUCUUUUUACAGUGGAAUUGAGAUGAAAAAGGAGUACAGCAAGUUUUAUUUGUGGGAAAAUUUAAAAUUCUGGAAAGGAUAAUAAGAAGUAUUGCUAGGUUCAUAAUUUGUUUAUAACUACUUGCAAAUGUUAUGUGGAGUAUUUUACUGCUGACAUGAAGGAUACUGGAAAUCAAUGGAAUUUGUCUUAAUAGUUGGAUUGGUGUUAGACCAAUUUUGGCAAGUUAUUAUAAAUUCCCUAAUAAAUAUUAUUUCUCAUACUUAUUGUAAAAUAUAAAUUAUUAAUGAUG
Molecule: messenger RNA, 1447 nt
Organism: Phaedon cochleariae (mustard beetle)
Lineage: Eukaryota; Metazoa; Arthropoda; Insecta; Coleoptera; Chrysomelidae
Source: the annotation of a GenBank genome assembly